AUGGGCUCCGUAGUCCUCCCCCACCUCCGUACAGGCUGGCACGUCGACCAAGCGAUCCUCAGCGAAGAAGACCGCCUCGUCCUCAUCCGCUUCGGGCGCGACUCGGACCCAGACUGCAUGCAACAAGACGAAGUCCUCUACAAGAUCGCCGACCGAGUCAAGAACUUCUGCGCCAUCUACCUCUGCGACCUCGACGAAGUCCCCGAUUUCAAAGCCAUGUACGAGCUCUACGACCCAUGUACCGUCAUGUUCUUCUUCCGCAAUAAACACAUGAUGUGCGAUUUCGGGACAGGAAAUAAUAACAAGCUGAAUUGGGUGUUGGAGGAUAAGCAGGAGUUUAUUGAUAUUAUUGAGACGGUUUAUCGGGGCGCGAAGAAGGGGCGGGCGAUGGAGUCCUCAAAAACAGAGCGCUCCCGCUCUCGCUCCCCACGAAGAUCCCCCGGUCCGCGCAAGCCCAAAAACUUCAGCGGCCUAAAGUACAAAGGCGACCGCGACCGCCGCGACCCAGACAGACGACGCGACGAUCGCGACCGAGAGCGACGACCACGAGACUCAGACCGCGAUCGCGAUCGCCGACGCGAUGGCUCCAGAGAACGCGACCGCCGUCCUCGAGACAACUCCCGCGAGCGCAGACGAGACGGAAGCCGCGACCGGCGCCGCCGUUCCCGCUCUCGCGACCGCAAACCACGAGACAGCGACCGCGACAGCAAACCCAAAGAGAAGAAACCUGCAGCCGCUCCUGCGGCACCUUCCGAGCACAUGAUUCUCGUCACUAUCAAUGACCGUCUGGGAACGAAAACACAAGUGCCGUGCCUGCCCAGCGACCCUAUCAAGCUGUUGAAGGCCAUGGUGGCAGCCAAGAUUGGCAGACCGGUACAUGAGAUUAUGCUCAAGAGGCAGGGGGAGAGGCCGUUUCAUGAUAAUUUGACGUGUGAGGAUUAUGCUAUUAGCAAUGGCGUGCAGAUCGAUUUGGAGUUGAAUACUGGGGAUUAA
Alternaria triticimaculans is the source of this 993-nucleotide messenger RNA. RefSeq lists its product as uncharacterized. Gene Ontology annotation, biological process: mRNA splicing, via spliceosome. Gene Ontology annotation, cellular component: U4/U6 x U5 tri-snRNP complex; U5 snRNP; spliceosomal complex. The transcript has 2 exons. The coding region runs from base 1 to 993 and encodes 330 amino acids. Lineage: Eukaryota; Fungi; Ascomycota; Dothideomycetes; Pleosporales; Pleosporaceae. The record is from RefSeq and is a predicted model, not a curated record.